AUCUGUUUUGGUAUCUCUCGAUUGGCGUCACCUGCUCGUUGUUGUCUGAUCGUUCGGCCUUAUCCUUACUGGUUCCUCGACAUCUCCAUCAUGGCAGACGAAGCGGCCGACGUGGCCGAGGAUUAUCGGCAAGCCCUGGAAGAUCUCACGGUUAACUCUCGUAUCGAGAUCGCGACAUUGACCAACAUCGCGCGAGAGAACGCAAGUCACGGCUUCGCUAUUGCCGAGGUGCUGGCGAGCCACAUCAAAAAGGCGCCUCCCACACGAACCCUACCGGCGCUGUACGUCCUCGAUUCCGUCGUCAAGAAUGUCCCGACGCCUUACGCGCUCUAUUUCGGCCCGAAGCUCUAUUCCAUCUUCAUGGGUGCCUACACCAAGGUGGACAACGCGACAAGGCGAAAGAUGGACGAGAUGCUCAAGACAUGGAAGGAACCGGUGCCGGGCUCCCUAUCGACCAAGCCGGUCUUCCCCCCCGAGCAGGUCCGGCCGAUCGAGAACGCUCUGAUGGCGGCCCGGAACGCCGCUUAUGCCGCCCAGCAAAACAGCUACCAGGGCCAGCAGCAGCUCAUGCGCGGCCGCCCGCCCGCCCCGAGCCGAGACACGCCGACACCUCCCACUGCGAGGUCAUUUCCACCCCCACAGCAACCCCCUUAUCCAGGAUCCAACGGACAUCGGCCAGACGCGGCGCCGCAGCCGUAUCCGAUGCAUCCAGGAGGCAAUCCAAGUGCGAUCCCUCACCGUGCAACACCGCAGCCUGCUCCGUCUGCCGGGCCUUAUCCCCCUUACCAGCCUCCGGCGGCGGGGUCAGUCUAUGGCACUCCGCAACCAGGGAUAAGCAUAGACAAGUUGAAAGAUGAUAUCCAGCAACUGAUCAUUGCGGAAAGGGCGGAAUUUGCACAGAAUCCACUUGAUACUAGUAAACAGACCAGACUGAAGGCGUUGCUGGACUUGCAAACAAUAAUCCAGAGCCAAGACAUGCCUCAGGAUCAGUUGAUGAUCAUUAGAGAUCGAGUUGCUGAACUUGCUGUAAAAAUACGCCCGCAGCCGCCAGCCACGGCCGGCCCUGCUGGGAGCGGUGUGACCGCGCCCAACACCGCGUAUCCAGGAGUUUCGUACACCAGCACUCCAACACCGCCGGCUGUGUCUCAGCAGCCGACGCCCGUGCCCUCGACAGCCGCGGCGGCGGUCGCCGCGGCUCUGGCGCGUCCUUCAUCCGCUGCGCCGGCUCCUCCGGCUCCAAGCGGGGGCCUGUCAAUCGAUUCGAUCUUCGGCCAAGGCGCCCUGGCGACACUCUUGUCAGAAGCCGCGCGGAAGUCGGCCACGCCUCAGCAGACUCCCACACCACAGCCUCCUCCCCCGGCAGCCCCUAGCCCGGCCAUCGGACCGGCGGCGGCGGCAGCAAUAGCGGCUGCGUUGCGGCCGCCGCCUUCGCAAGGGUCUACCGAACCACCCAAAUCCGCAGCCACUGUUGCUUCCGCACCCGCUCCCGCUCCCGCUCCGCCUCCUCCUGCUGCUGCUCCUCUUCCGACAGACCCGUCAGCGCUGCUGGCCCUGUUGAGACAGUCCGGUCUUCUCAAACCCGGCGCCACACCAACACCCGCUCCGGCGACUCCCGUGCCGCCCGGUCUGGGAUCGGGCGGUCACCAGUCCCUUGCCGGCGUCUCGUCCACGCCGACUGGCAACCCGCAGCUCACCACUACUUCGUUGAAGACCUUCCGCCCACAUCUGAUCGCGCAACUCCACGAAAACCUCGGUCCGCCCUGCACUCAAUGCGGCCGCCGCUUCGGGACGGACGAGGAAGGGCGCCGCAGGAAAAUGGCACACAUGGAUUGGCAUUUCCGCGUCCACCAGCGCAUGAACGACGCCGAGAAGCGCGGGCAGCAUCGCAGCUGGUAUGUCGACGAGACGGACUGGAUCCGGUCCCGCGAAGCCAUCGACGCGGACUAUGCCCACCCGCAGGAUGCCUCGUCCUCCUACUACUACUCCUCCGACGGCCGGCACCACUCCUCUUCCGCAUCGCCUGCUGCCCUCCACCACACGACGAUCAACACCAAGCGGCAAGGCGGCUCCUCCGCGGCGGGCGCCUCCGCCGCCUCCCGGGUCCCGUACCUCGCCGUGCCCGAGGACUCGUCCCGCGUCAACAGCGCGUGCCCGAUCUGCCAGGAGAAGUUCGAGAUGAAGUGGCUGGACGAGGCGCAGGAGUGGGUGUGGACGGACGCGGUCCGGGUCGGGGAGCGCGUCUUCCACGCGACCUGCCAUCGCGAGGCCUACGGCGUCUUGCCGUUGUCCGAAGGGGGCCCCGGCUCGGCUUCGGGAUCCGGGGUGUUGGGGAAGAGGAAAGCCGAGGACGAGGCUGGUGGGUUGAGGGGGAAGUUGAAAAUGGAGGGAUACUGAUAGAUAAUAAAAAAAAAGGAGGAGAGGGAGUUGGGCUGGUCGCAUCAUCACGGCGCGAGAGCGCUUGGGGCGAGGGUUGUUGUGCAUCGCUGAGCGAAGGGAAUCAUCAAUCAUCCGUCGCUCGUGGGCGACGUUUGGGGCAGAAGAGCUGCUUCGGCUCUUGGCUCCAUCCCGGCAUUGCUGUCUCGUC
Molecule: messenger RNA, 2584 nt
Organism: Thermothelomyces thermophilus ATCC 42464
Lineage: Eukaryota; Fungi; Ascomycota; Sordariomycetes; Sordariales; Chaetomiaceae
Exons: 6
Coding region: 91-2394 (767 amino acids)
Biological process (GO): termination of RNA polymerase II transcription
Cellular component (GO): mRNA cleavage factor complex; cytoplasm
Molecular function (GO): mRNA binding; RNA polymerase II complex binding
Source: RefSeq, a predicted model, not a curated record